Molecule: messenger RNA, 444 nt
Organism: Ilex paraguariensis (yerba mate)
Lineage: Eukaryota; Viridiplantae; Streptophyta; Magnoliopsida; Aquifoliales; Aquifoliaceae
Source: the annotation of a GenBank genome assembly
AUGGGAAAAUUGGUUGCUCAGACUGAGAUCAAGUCUGAUGGAGAUGUGUUCCAUGAGAUUUUUAGGCACAGACCACAUCACAUAAAAAAUAUGAGUCCCGGAAACAUUCAGGGUUGUGAUAUACAUGAAGGUGAAUGGGGAACUGUGGGCUCUGUCAUCUUCUGGAACUACACCCAUGACGGAAAAGAGAAGGUUGCAAAAGAGAUAAUUGAAGCCAUUGACGAAGAAAAAAAGUCGGUGACAUUCAAGGUAAUUGAAGGGGAUCUCACGAAGUUGUACAAAACCUUCAUUAUAACUGUUCAUGUUGAUACAAAGGGUCAAAAUAAUUUGGUGACAUGGACUUUGGAGUUUGAGAAGUUGAAUGAGGGUGUGGAAGACCCAAAUACUUUGAUGGACUUCUGUCUCGCUGUCACCAAAGACAUUGAAGCCCACCAUCUCAAGUAA